AUGGAUCUCUGCGUGACCAUCAAAGGCGUCUCCUUCCUACUACAGACCGGCCUGGGCGUCCUUGGCAACACACUUGUGCUCCUGGCCUACGUCCACAUCGCCCACGGCGCCGACCACAAGCUCCUCCCCACCGACCUGAUCCUGUGCCACCUGGCCUUCUCCAACCUCAUGCUGCUGCUGACGCGCUGCGUGCCCCUGACCAUGACCGUGUUCGGCCUCCACAACCUGCUGGACGACGCCGGCUGCAAGGUGGUCAUCUACCUGUACCGCAUCACCCGGGCGCUGUCCGUCUGCCUCACCUGCAUGCUGAGCGUCUUCCAGGCGGCCACCCUGGCCCCCGACGCGCCGCGCCUCAAGGCUGCGCUGCCCGCCCUGGUGCUGCCCUCCUUCGCGGGGCUGUGGCUCCUCAACAUGGCCUUCUGCCUCGCCGCGCCCUUAUUCUCCGUCGCCCCGCGCAACGGCACCGUGCCGGCGUUCACCCUCAACCUGGGCUACUGCCACGUGGACUUCCGGGACUACCUGUCGUACGUGCUCAACGGCAUGGCCGUGACGGUGCGGGACUUUGCCUUCGUGCUGCUGAUGCUGCUGUCCAGCGGCUACAUCCUGCUGAUCCUGCACCGCCACAGCCGCCAGGUGCGCUCCAUGCGGCGGGGGGCGGCCCAGGGGGUGGAGACGCGGGCGGCCGAGACGGUGGUCUCCCUGGUGGUGCUCUACGCCGUGUUCUUCGGCAUCGACAACGUGAUCUGGAUCUACAUGCUGACUGUGGCCAAGGUGGCGCCGGUGGUGGCCGACAUGAAAGUGUUCUUCUCCUCGAGCUACGCCUUCCUCAGCCCCUAUUUUAUCAUCUCGUCCAACAAGAGGAUCAAGGGGAAGCUGGUGUGUGCGGUGGAACAGCAGCAGUCUCCGGUGGAGACUCAGACGUCCAAUGAGAAAUGACUUUUACGAAAAGUUCCCUUAAUGAGAUGCUCUCAGACAUUGCCUCUGUAAUUAGCUAUUAUCUGACUGUUUUAGUCUAAAUAACAACAUUCAUGCAUGUGAUGACUACAGAAGUCCUUUGCAUACAAACGUUGUAUAUCAGAAGCAAACAGAACUCUAAAGGCUACUAAAGAAUAGCUUUUUUGUUAAGUCACCUCUCCUGACCAUUUAAUUUCGUUUUUAUCUUGUUCUGCCUUCAGCAUGCGCUCUGAUUGGCUGAAUGUGACGCAGGCUGGCAGCGAGCGUCGGAACGUGCAAACCAAACAAAACCUGGAAAAAACUUUUAUCACAGACUUGUAUUUAUUUAUCAUGCUAUUGGUUUAUUUAUUUAAUAGAUUUGUAUUUUGUGUUUAGCCGUCCGCUGUGCGGGGUGCCCUUCCGCAGGCCUUGGCUCCCCCUGGUGGCGAAAUAACAAAACUUAACAAAUGACAACAAAAAACGCACCGUGCUCUGCUCCCUCCUCAGACUCCGCCUGCUGCAUCUCUUUAUCCUUCUU
Molecule: messenger RNA, 1471 nt
Organism: Gadus chalcogrammus (walleye pollock)
Lineage: Eukaryota; Metazoa; Chordata; Actinopteri; Gadiformes; Gadidae
Product: olfactory receptor class A-like protein 1
Exons: 1
Coding region: 1-936 (311 amino acids)
Biological process (GO): G protein-coupled receptor signaling pathway
Cellular component (GO): membrane
Molecular function (GO): pheromone receptor activity
Source: RefSeq, a predicted model, not a curated record